Molecule: messenger RNA, 252 nt
Organism: Nematocida major
Lineage: Eukaryota; Fungi; Microsporidia
Product: large subunit ribosomal protein L37e
Exons: 1
Coding region: 1-252 (83 amino acids)
Biological process (GO): translation
Cellular component (GO): ribosome; cytosolic large ribosomal subunit
Molecular function (GO): RNA binding; structural constituent of ribosome
Source: RefSeq, a predicted model, not a curated record
AUGACGAAGGGAACGACCAGCUUUGGAAGAAGAAAUAAGAGAAAUCACAUUCAGUGCAUCCGGUGCGGGAAUGAGUCGUACCACAAACAGAAGAAUGAGUGUGCCAGUUGCGCAUAUCCGGAGAGAAGAUGGAGAAACCCCGGAUCUAUCAAGGCCAAGGGCAGGCGAGCAGAAGGCACUGGGCGAAUGCGGCACUUGAAGAAGUACGUGCGAAUCAACAUGAAGAAGUCAAUUGCCAACAACCGCUGCUAA